CUUUCUCUCUCUCUCACACACACACACACACACGAUGCGACUCUGUCACUACAUGCAUGAAGCGUUUUGCUGGAUCGUGGAAUACAGGGAGAUGGACACAAAAAGUUUUAAGUGAGAGAUACAGUCGUCAUUCCUUGUUGUAACACUCCCACAGAUCCAUUCAUCAUCAGCCAAUCAGUGUUCAGCAAACAGGUACUGUGACAGAUACCACACCUAUGACAGGCACCAGCACGUGGAGGAAGGGACGAGAAGGUGGAGAAUAGAAUCAAAGUUUGUACUGGUGUAAGGAAGACUGUCGCCAAUUACAAGGAGAAAAAGAAAGGCAGAGACUGGUUCAAGAAUUUGAAUGCAAUUCAUGUGGAUUCUUUUGGAAAGGGCACAGAAAGUUUAGAUCAGCAAGGGAACAACAAGGACUCGCUGUCUGAGAAGAGGAGAGACGCAGAAUAAAGAGUGAGGAGGAUGGACAAAUGGCUGAAUGAAGUCCAGAAGCAUCCAGCCCUGUAUGUCUUGUGCUGUUCUGUAAUCUUCAGGAUCCUUCACAGGUUCCUGCAGACUGUGCCCAGUCCCGGGACGGUGGAAGCAGACCCCUGGAGGACGUGGAAAUGGAGGAACCUCUCAGUGUCACUCGUCCACUCACUGCUGACUGGCAUCUGGGCCGUCGCCUGCAUCAUACAGCAUCCUGUGAUGGUGCAUGAAAUCCACUCCACCUACACCCCAUCAGCAUACAUGCUAGUCGUCGUCUCAUCUGGAUACUUCAUUCAGGAUGCUGCUGACAUUAUCUUUAGUGGGUAUGCAAAAGCAUCUUGGGAGUUUUUACUUCACCAUGUUAUGGUGAUCUGGUGUUUCCUGUACGCUGUGUUCACACAUCAGUUUGUGGCAGGUGCAGUGGUGGCUUUGUUUGUGGAGGUGAACAGUGUGUUCCUACACACCCGUUUAUUGCUCAAGCUGGCUAAGGUGGCCCAGAACUCUUUCAUCUACACCAUCAACAAACUGUUCAAUGUGGUGACCUACGUGACCUUCCGGCUUGGAGCCCAGUUUUACCUCACCUGGUACCUCAUACACCACUACUCGUCGCUGGAUCAUGCCCUCUACUUCCUGAUAACCAUGAUGCUCAUGAACAUCAUGAUUCUCAUCUAUUUCUACCGCCUCCUCCGAACCGACUUCUUCAGCAAGGGGCGGUCUCACAAUAGUGGUCAUAAAUUUGCUGAGGACUAAACCAUCAGAGACCGAUGUCUAUCGGUCCUAAACCAAAGACUGCAUUCAAGUGACUGUUAACACAACAUUUAUACAGAAAAUGCCUGUAUAGAAUGAGCAAACCUCACCAGAGAGUCUGAUGUGAAUCAGAGACUUUUAAAAAGUUUUCACUUGUUAGAAUAAAAAUUAAACUCAAUAAACAAUUUUUUAACUCAACAAGGGUUAAGCCAAUCAUUUAAGGAUCUGUUAGCACAGACGGGUUUUACACUGCAAAAGUGAUUUUCUUGCACAGUAUCUAUUUUCCAGUAUAAAUAUCUAGACAUUCUUACAUAAAGAAACAUUUACUUAAGCAAAAACAUGACCUUAUUUUAAAUGGAAUAACUAUUCCUGGAAUGGAGUAACUCACCCAAAAAUAAAAAUGCA
Messenger RNA from Sinocyclocheilus rhinocerous, 1617 nucleotides. It is a transcript of the gene tlcd1, whose product is annotated as TLC domain containing 1. Gene Ontology annotation, cellular component: plasma membrane. The record is from RefSeq and is a predicted model, not a curated record. Gene Ontology annotation, biological process: phospholipid homeostasis; membrane assembly; regulation of membrane lipid distribution. NCBI's taxonomy places the organism in Eukaryota, Metazoa, Chordata, Actinopteri, Cypriniformes, Cyprinidae. The coding region runs from base 460 to 1215 and encodes 251 amino acids. The transcript has 4 exons.